Chaetura pelagica (chimney swift) is the source of this 2811-nucleotide messenger RNA. RefSeq names its product family with sequence similarity 46, member A (gene TENT5A). Gene Ontology annotation, biological process: mRNA stabilization. The coding region runs from base 1 to 993 and encodes 330 amino acids. The transcript is spliced from 3 exons. Gene Ontology annotation, molecular function: poly(A) RNA polymerase activity; RNA binding. The record is from RefSeq and is a predicted model, not a curated record. NCBI's taxonomy places the organism in Eukaryota, Metazoa, Chordata, Aves, Apodiformes, Apodidae.
AUGUCGGGGAAGGAGGUGGUAAAAAAGCGAGCCGCCAGCCACGUCCUGCACCAGGACAGCGGCCUGGGCUACAAGGACUUGGACCUCAUCUUCUGCGCUGACCUCAAAGGGGAAGCCGAGUUUCAGACUGUGAAGGACGUGGUCUUGGACUGCCUCUUGGAUUUCUUGCCCGAGGGGGUGAACAAGGAGAAGAUCACGCCGCUCACCCUCAAGGAGGCUUAUGUGCAGAAAAUGGUAAAAGUAUGCAAUGAUUCAGACCGAUGGAGUCUCAUCUCCCUGUCCAACAACAGUGGCAAAAACGUGGAGCUGAAAUUUGUGGACUCUCUGAGGCGGCAGUUUGAAUUCAGUGUUGAUUCUUUUCAAAUCAAGCUGGACUCCCUCUUGCUUUUUUAUGAGUGCUCAGAGAAUCCAAUGACUGAAACUUUUCACCCGACUAUCAUUGGUGAGAGUGUCUAUGGGGAUUUCCAGGAAGCCUUUGAUCACCUCUGCAACAAGGUAAUCGCUACCAGAAACCCAGAAGAAAUCAGAGGAGGUGGUCUUCUGAAGUACUGCAACCUUUUGGUAAGGGGCUUUAGGGCUGCCUCCGAAUCCGAGAUAAAGUCCCUGCAGAGAUACAUGUGUUCGAGGUUUUUCAUUGACUUCUCAGACAUUGGAGAACAGCAGAGAAAGCUGGAGUCCUACUUGCAGAACCACUUUGUGGGAUUAGAGGACCGCAAGUAUGACUAUCUCAUGACCCUUCAUGGUGUGGUGAAUGAGAGCACAGUGUGCCUGAUGGGACAUGAGAGAAGACAGACUCUGAAUCUGAUCACCAUGCUGGCCAUCCGGGUCCUAGCUGAGCAAAAUAUCAUCCCCAAUGUGGCCAAUGUCACCUGCUAUUACCAGCCAGCCCCAUACGUAGCAGAUGCCAACUUCAGCAAUUACUAUAUUGCCCAGGUUCAGACGGUGUUUCCCUGCCAGCAGCACACAUACUCUACUUGGCUGCCCUGUAAUUAAGGACUGAAAUUAGUAGAUCCGGUGGGAAGAACGUUUCCUAAGACGUAGGAAGGGGCGACGCGUCCCUUUGAAAUGGGGUGUUUUGUGCAAUGAUGAUGAUCUGCUCUAGUUUUCAAGCUUGGGAAAAGCUUGUGGUUCUUCUAAUAAAUAAUGGGAGCAUGAUCGAGAAAGUACCCCAGAAUAAUUGGAUCCUACCCCAGAGCACAAGAGGCCUGUCAUUAAAAGCAACCAGCUUCCCCUGAAAUAAACGAGGGAGGAAUGCUUGAUGACAAUAUGGGUUGGCAGUAUCUGCUCCCAUAGCUUUGGCAUAGAGAAGGUGGGAAAGCCUUAUUUUCUUUUAUUUUUAUUCUUACUCUAGAAUGGGAUCUGCAAAAGGGAGACUAUGAAAGAAACAAAACAAACAAAAAAAAAACAACAAAAAGAAAAAAUUCACAAAAAAGAAUUCUAUAUAUAUUCAGGAAUUAAAAGUUAGAGGCAUAAAGCAGAGAUAAGCUGAAUAAAAAUGUAUAUUGGAAUUACUGCAUUUGGGGCUUGCAGCAAGUGCCGUCUGUGGAUUGACCAUGUAGAAUGUAUAGCUUGCUUGACUAGAAUGCUUUACUAGAAACAGCUUGCUCCAAAUGAACAGUAGUGGAUUGGUACAGUUAUGAAAACAGAAACUUGUACGAUGACAAAGUCCAUUAUUUCCAGCUGUGUGCGUGCCUCACAUUUUAAAAAUGUGAGAAUGCAGGAAAACCAGCUGUGGCAAACAGAAUAUACUCAAGGACCAAAGAUUUCUCAAAUAAGUUAUCCGAGCAGAGAAGAUACAGUAGAGUAUAUAUAUACAUAUAUAUAUAUAAAAGAAAAGAAAAAGAUUGUUGCUAUAUUUGUACACACCAACAGUAAUCAAAAGUGCCUGAUGCCUUCAUAAAAUUUGAAGUGAGAAUAAGAUAUAGUUUUGUGGUUUAACCAUGCAUUUUAUUUUAUCAGGGACACAAGGAUUAAAAACAAAACCCCAUAAGCUUGUGAAUAAGUGGUGGAGGAAAUGCCCUAUUUUUUUUUUUUCUUGGCAAAUACCUGUAUAGAGUUAAUGUUAUGUCGGUGUGCUGUUAUCCUAGGUACGUGUGUGUAUGUGUGUAUAUAUGUUUGUGUGUGUAUAUAUGUACAUGUUAUAAGUGUAUAUCUAUAUAUAUACACACACAAUAUAUAUUAAUGUGGUCUAGAAAAAUGUAGCAAUUAAGGAAUGUUUAAAUAAAGUACUAUGUAUUUUCCAGUUUGUAAGAGGUUGUCAUAGGACAGUGGGCACCUUGCAGUGAAUUUGUAACCCACACCUGAGAAAUUUAGAGUAAAUGAACCAGUCAGGAAUAAGGUGGGAAUCAGAUAAUGUCUUUGGUUGCAAGAACAAGGAUUACAGUAAUUCAGUGGGUUGCUUGUGAGCCAUAAUAAUUCCACAGAUGGAGAAACGUAUGACUAGCUGAUUUUUUUUUUUAAACUAUUUUGUACUGUAAUGCCAUUUUGACAUUUAACCCACUAAUGUUGUGACUGUAUACCUCCGUGAUCUGUAAUUCAGUGGAACGUGGAUCAAAGAUAGUUUUAUUUAAAUCCCCUGACAGCUAAAGAAUAUUGUAUUAGUUGGUGAUUUGAACACUAAUUGUUAAUAUUUAAAGGAGUAUUUUUAAUAGAAUGCGCUAAGCAUUCCAGGACCACUAGAAUUUAGCAAAUGUGAAAUGAACCAUUUUUAAGAGUGUUGCACGGUUGCUUAAAAUUAUAUUUUAUAUAUAUAUAUUAUAUAUAUAUUUUUAUGCAAAUAUUAAACAUCUUUGAUCUGGUUGUCACACUGCA